Molecule: messenger RNA, 1695 nt
Organism: Trachemys scripta elegans
Lineage: Eukaryota; Metazoa; Chordata; Testudines; Emydidae
Product: cytosolic phospholipase A2 gamma-like
Biological process (GO): glycerophospholipid catabolic process; virion assembly
Cellular component (GO): nucleoplasm; cytosol; nuclear envelope
Molecular function (GO): calcium-dependent phospholipid binding; calcium ion binding
Source: RefSeq, a predicted model, not a curated record
AUGAGAACCUUGUUGUCUGAGGUGAAGUGGAAUCAGGUUAUAGCUAAGGCUAAGGAGGAAGCACAGAGAAGGCAUAAUGAGGAUAGAGAAGGCAAGCCCUUGCCUCAGGUCGCUGUUCCCCUAGUGGACCCCCAAUGGAAUCCGAAUGAGAAGGAGGGUUGGAAGCUGCUUAACUCCUAUAAGGAACUGCUUAUACAUGGCCUCCAGCACUCAGCUGUCCGACAUAACAAUUGGGCAAAGCCUUAUGAGCUAAUCCAGGAAGCAAAUGAAAGUCCAGUGGCUUUUCUGCAGCAUAUUCGGGAUACCAUCAGGCAAACUACCAGUGCAGACCCAGAUGAUCAGGAUGAUGGACGUGUCCGGCUUUCCCAUGAGCUCUCGGAGUGUGAGAAAGAAGCCACUGGGAACAGAAAGGCAAAAGUCCUGGAGUGCCUCAAGAGCCUUAACAUUGCCUGUGCUGAGGAUAACAUGCCCAAUAUUGUCCUGGGAUCAGGUGGAGGUCUGCGGGCCAUGAUAGCCCUUCAGGGAACCUUAGUGGAGCUGAAGAAGCAGGGCCUGUUGGACACUGUCAUGUACCUGUGUGGGGUAUCGGGUUCCACCUGGUGCAUGCCCACCCUCUACCAAGAGAAGGACUGGACAGAGAAAGUGCAGGACUUGGAAGAACGCCUGUGCAAUACACUUUCCAAACUUCCACAUGAUAUUCAAGAAGAGUUUACUAUUGCGACACAGGCGGCUGAAGAUGAACUCUUCUCUCUGACUGAUGUCUGGGCCUCUUUCUUUGUCUAUAAAAUGUUGAAGCAGUAUGAUGAGACCAAGUUAUCUGAACAUGAGGACACCUCCACAAGUGGGACAAAUCCUUACCCCAUCUAUGCUGCAAUAGAAGUGAACAAAUUGGGCGAAGGUGACAAUAGCACAGGGACUUGGUUUGAAUACCCCCACGAAUCUGGCUUUCCCAGGCUGGGGGCAUUUGUGUGUACCAAAGACUUGGGAAGCAAAUUCAAGGAUGGGAAUCUGAACGAAAAGAUGGAAGAGAAAAGUAUCUGCUACCUGCAAGGUUUAUGGGGAAGUGCCCUUGGAAGCAUGGCUGCAAACAAGAAAUAUUUAAUAGACCUUAUUAAGGAAAAAUUCAAAAGACUGAGAGGAGAAUGGGGUGUCCACCACCUCCUGGAGCUUCACGUUCAUGCUACGACUGGGGAAGACUGCGAGGGGGUCUUUGGGCAGCUGAAGGAAGUGCUGGAAGGUGAGAAGAGUAAGAAUUCCUACAAGAAGUGCUGUGAAGUGCAUGAAACCUGGUGUUCGAUGACCUGGGAAGAAAGAAUGGCAGAGUGCACUAAACUUGUCAGGAUUUUUGAAAUGGAACUUGGAGGAAUUGUAUCAAGCACAUAUAAAUUGUUAUGGAAAACCGUGAUCUGUUUCUGCCACUGGAUGUGGAGGAGAACCAACAACUUUCUGUACAAAUGUGAAACCCAAUUCACUGGCUUGACCAACCACAAAUUCAUCCACUUGAUCGAUGCCGGCAUUGCCAUAAAUUCCGCCUACCCUCUCGUUCUGCACCCAAAGAGGAAAGUGAAACUGAUCCUCUCCUUCAACUUCAGUGACGGGGAUCCUUUCGAGGUAACGACUGUUAUUUAUUGUGAUGUCUCCCAACGUCCCAGUUGGGAUCAAGCACUACACAAAUACCCAGGACUUUACCCAUGA